GAGGAGGCGCAGCGCAGCCAUCUCGCGUGCUAUUUUGCUCUGCUCGCUCGCUCGCUCGUCUCCACACCUUCUCCUCCUCCUCCCACACUGCUGCGCGGCCGCCGCCGCCGCCGCCGCCUUCCGCAUCGUCGCCGUCGAUUUUGCGGAGCUCCAGUGGAUGGAGGUGAUGGAUUCGGUGGCCGUGAUGGAGGUCUCGCCGGUGCCGAAGCCGCCACUGGAGGCGGCGCUUGCGCUGCGCCGCAGCGUUCGGUGCUUGAACAGGACGCGCCGUCCCACUUACGUGGAGCAGGAGGAGCCCAAGGAGAGUGCUGGCCGGCGGCGCGGCGGCAAGAGGAAGCGGGAAGAGGAGAAGAAGGAGCCGGUGGCGCAGCACGCCAUGAAGCCGGUCAGGAUGGGCGAUGCAGCCUCGGAGAGGAAGCCCUCCUCGGAGGGGAAGCCGAUGCCCGCAAUUGCGGCGGAGCCGGUUUCUUGUGCCGGGUUCGCACGACCUGCUGCCGAGGAUGAUGUCCUUGGCAACGGGAAGAGUGCGAAACUGCGGGUGAAGGAAACCUUGAGGGCAUUCACCAGCCAUUACCUUCACCUUGUCCAGGAGGAGCAGAAAAGAGCACAAGCGGUGUUACAGGAAGGCCAGAAGCGUCCAUCAAAGCGGCCUGACUUGAAAGCCAUUACAAAGAUGCAAGAAAGCAAUGCCGUGCUUUAUCCAGAGAAGAUAAUAGGGGAACUACCUGGUGUUGAUGUUGGGGAUCAAUUUUAUUCUCGUGCCGAGAUGGUUGUUUUGGGCAUUCAUAGUCAUUGGCUGAAUGGCAUUGAUUAUAUGGGAAUGAAAUAUCAGGGAAAGGAGGAGUAUGCAAACCUAACUUUCCCACUGGCAACUUGUAUUGUCAUGUCGGGAAUAUAUGAAGAUGAUCUUGAUAAGGCAGAUGAAAUUAUUUAUACUGGUCAAGGAGGAAAUGAUUUACUCGGUAAUCAUCGCCAAAUUGGCUCUCAACAACUGCAACGUGGAAAUUUGGCAUUGAAGAACAGUAAGGAUAAUGGCAAUCCCAUAAGAGUUAUCCGAGGACAUAUAUCAAAGAAUAGCUACACUGGGAAGGUCUACACCUAUGAUGGGCUGUACAAGGUUGUAGAUGACUGGGUGCAGAAUGGAGUACAAGGGCACGUUGUUUUCAAAUAUAAAUUAAAGCGGCUUGAGGGACAGCCAUCACUGACAACUUCUGAGGUCCGAUUUACUCGUGCUGAAGCUCCCACCACGAUUUCGGAAUUACCUGGGUUGGUUUGUGAUGACAUAUCUGGUGGGCAGGAGAAUCUUCCUAUUCCUGCUACUAAUUUGGUUGAUGACCCACCUGUUCCUCCAACUGGUUUUGUGUACUCCAAAUCUCUAAAAAUUCCAAAGGGCAUCAAGAUUCCAUCUUAUUGUAAUGGCUGUGACUGUGAAGGAGAUUGCGCAAACAACAAAAACUGCUCAUGCGCGCAGCGCAAUGGUUCUGAUUUACCUUAUGUAUCACACAAGAACAUUGGCAGGUUGGUGGAGCCCAAAGCUAUUGUAUUUGAAUGUGGUGCUAAUUGCAGCUGCAACAACAACUGUGUAAAUAGAACAUCUCAGAAAGGUCUGCAGUAUCGCUUGGAGGUAUUUAAGACAGCUUCAAAAGGCUGGGGUGUCAGGACUUGGGAUACUAUCCUCCCUGGGGCUCCCAUCUGUGAGUACACUGGUGUGCUGAGGAGGACUGAAGAAGUAGAUGGUUUGCUGCAGAACAAUUACAUAUUUGAUAUUGAUUGUCUUCAAACUAUGAAGGGUCUGGAUGGAAGAGAGAAAAGGGCUGGCUCUGACAUGCAUCUGCCGUCUCUUCAUGCGGAGAAUGAUUCAGAUCCACCUGCACCAGAGUAUUGCAUUGAUGCUGGCUCUAUUGGCAACUUUGCAAGGUUUAUAAACCACAGCUGCGAGCCUAACCUUUUUGUCCAGUGUGUCUUGAGCUCCCAUAAUGAUGUUAAGCUGGCAAAGGUGACGCUCUUUGCUGCUGACACUAUACUUCCUCUUCAGGAGCUUUCAUAUGAUUAUGGCUAUGUCUUGGACAGUGUUGUUGGGCCUGAUGGAAAUAUUGUCAAGCUGCCUUGCUUCUGUGGUGCACCGUACUGCCGGAAGCGACUUUAUUAGAUCUGCACCUGUUUGCAUCUAUUUGGAAUAUGAACCACUCUAAACUAUAAUAUAUAGUAGUAUAUGUAUUCAGUGCCAGGCGUGUAAAUGGCAUGCUGGAAACACUAUGAUAUUUUGCAGAAGAUGAGCAUUCUGAUUUUUUUGUAGAGGUCAUGUUGGAGAUGCUAUGAUAUUUAGCAAAAGAAUAGCAUUCUAUUUUUGUGUAGAGAACAUGCUAUGAUAUCUUAUAAACAAUUAACCUAUAUAUCUAAGUGCUGAUUUAA
Molecule: messenger RNA, 2412 nt
Organism: Oryza sativa Japonica Group (Japanese rice)
Lineage: Eukaryota; Viridiplantae; Streptophyta; Magnoliopsida; Poales; Poaceae
Product: histone-lysine N-methyltransferase, H3 lysine-9 specific SUVH4
Cellular component (GO): nucleus
Molecular function (GO): protein binding; double-stranded DNA binding; zinc ion binding
Source: RefSeq, a predicted model, not a curated record